AUGAAUGAUUUGUUCUCGCUCAAUCUCUCCUUAUCUACCGAUGGAAAAACAAAAGAAGGUGUAGCAUAUAAAAUCAUCCUUCUUUAUAGCCCCUAUCGAGAGGUUAAGAUGACCCUAAAAAUAGUUCGAGUUAAAUUAUAUGAUUUUUUCCAAUUGAUGGUUAGAUAUUUGCAUAAGAACUCUCGUUGCGGAACAACCUCUUCUUUAAAUAGUAAUUGGAUUUCUUCUUCUGCAUACAUUAGUAUGCAGAAGUAUCGUCCUAUAGCAUAUAUUGGUGGAAUGACCUUAAUAGCGUUUGUUUCCGUGUGGAUUUUUAUGCAAAAACAUAUAUCUGAAUGUGAUACGGAUUCUGAAGAUUCGAAAAAUUCGAUCAAUUCGAAUAACUCUAAAAACUCGAUUAAUUCUAAAAAUUCGCAUGUGGUGUCCAAAAAUGCAAAAUAUGGUGGAUUUUCUCCGAUCCGUCGGGAGAGAGUCACGAGCACCAUCAGACGCAAAAAGGUAACUUCUCAAAAUACCUCGAGGAGGUGUGAAGUUAAAAAUGUUAUCAACAAUGUACAAAAUAGAAUUUCUAUUACUCUUAAUAAAAUUAGAUCAAUUCAAAUCGAUGAUGUUACCUGUGAUAAUGAUGAUUUAAUGAACGUAGAGUCUCCAUCAUCAUUAUUCUUAAACGCUGCCUUCGAAACCGUUGAACAAGAUAGAUAUGAUCAAGAUGUUCGUCUUGCGACUAAACUCGAAAAACAGAUAGAAUUAGAGAAUGAUGUCGAAUUUAUCCUUAAUAUGAUUAAUAAAGGAUCAAAAGACUCUUAUUCUAAUGGUGAGAGUUGUUGGAUUAGUAAUGAUUAUUCUACUAUCCCUGUGAAUAUUAACGACUCACAGAAAUCCGGAAAAAAAGUAGUAACUUUUGCAACACUUGCAUCAGAUAUUGAACAAGCGUCCCAACGUAGAAUAAUAAGAGAUUUUGAAAUACUUAAAGUUUUAAAACAAAAGAAACUCACCGAAGAAAUUACCGAAGGAAGUUUAAAAAGUGCAAUUGAAAUUGUAAAAACACAAUCUUUAGCAAGAGCUAAAAGCACAAGGCGAUUAAAGCGACCACAUAAGAUGAGUUAUGAGAUCGAUAAUGUUAAUAAAAAGUUCCUAUAUAUUGAUUCAUGGAAGAAAGACAUGAUUGAUAGGCUUAAUGAUUUAGAGUGCGAGUUUAAUACUUUAGAAGAAAUGAUCGAUGAUAAUCGGAUACUUACAGAGUCGUUUGAGGCAAAAAAAAAUAAGGAUGGUGAAG
Messenger RNA from Dentiscutata erythropus, 1276 nucleotides. The record is from the annotation of a GenBank genome assembly. NCBI's taxonomy places the organism in Eukaryota, Fungi, Glomeromycota, Glomeromycetes, Diversisporales, Gigasporaceae.